This is a messenger RNA of Metarhizium brunneum ARSEF 3297, 1188 nucleotides long. RefSeq lists its product as uncharacterized. The record is from RefSeq and is a predicted model, not a curated record. Lineage: Eukaryota; Fungi; Ascomycota; Sordariomycetes; Hypocreales; Clavicipitaceae. Gene Ontology annotation, molecular function: metallopeptidase activity.
AUGCUUUAUCACUUGACUGUAGCUUCGUUGUCGCUCCUAGCAAGGGCUUCCCUUGCGACGACGAUUCCUACCAAUGCCUUGAUACCUGCACUGGGUAAGGAAUUUAUUGACUUGAGUCAGCCCUCGGAUGAGCUGCUCUCGAUACACCAGCAGCUAAACAGGGAGAAAUUUUCGUCUCGCUCUGAAUUUCCACUCACUGUCGAUGUGUACCUGAACAUUAUUACAAGUACAAAUGAGGGUCAAGACGCUGUCAAGAAUACAACCAUUACCUGGAUGUUGGACACGCUGAAUAAUGCGUACAAGGCCGGCCAGAUCACGUUCCAGCUUCAGGAUACGGCUCGCAUUAUCAACUCAACGUGGGCGGCUAAUGAAGAUGACGAGAAUAUGCGGAGCAUCCUUCAUAAAGGUGAUAAGAGCACACUCAACCUAUACUUGGUAGAGGCUCUUAUAGACUGGAUUGGAGGAGGCAAUCGUGACACCAUAAUCAUCGGAAGCACUACUUCCCCGGAUGAGCUGCGAUUCAAGAACAGGCUAAGCCAAGACGGCGUACUACUUAACAUUGGCACACUCCCUGGAGGCAGCUUUGCAGAUAAGACCACGACUUUGAUUCAUGAAGUUGGCCAUUGGUUUGGCCUCCUGCACACAUUUCAGGGUGGCUGCACGGGAGGUGACGGCGUAGACGAUACUCCUGCCCAGGCAAAUCCGUCUUAUGAUUGUAAUACGCCGCGCAACAGCUGCCCUAACGAUCCUGACAUGGAUCCUAUCAAGAAUUUCAUGGAUUACGGGUCCGAUGCGUGCCGCUCCGAGUUUACCGAUGGCCAGAUGAAACGUAUUAAAGAAAUGUGGAACAAGUUCCGCGAUCCUGCGGUAACACUGGUCCUGGAAGAGGAUUUCUUGUACCAGAUUCGGCGAAUUUUCAAUCGCAUUCGUUUCCUUCCUAGCCUUCAGCUUGCUUUUACAGACGACGCGACUCUCAAGUGGCAGCUACUCACUCAGCUUCUAGCUGCUCAGAAGGAUCUCACUGACAAUAUUGGCAAGCCAGAUUUCGGAACACGGGUUAAGCAGCAUUUUGCUGGAUUUCGCGCGAUCCGAAAUGUCCAGUUUUCUAUGGAUAAGGAUAAGACUCUGAAACUCGAGUUGCCUUUGCAGUUUAAGGAAGCCGAGGAAGGCUUGCUUAAGAUGGCUUAG